AUGGACAGUGACGAGGAGACGCUGGAAGAGACCGUGGAGGGAGCUCUUGAUGAUGACGGACUGCCCCAUGGAUUUUGUACAGUCACAUAUUCAUCCACAGACAGAUUUGAGGGAAAUUUUGUGCAUGGAGAGAAGAAUGGUCGUGGCAAGUUUUUCUUUUUUGAUGGAAGUACACUUGAAGGUUAUUAUGUUGAUGAUGCUCUGCAAGGCCAGGGAGUGUACACUUAUGAAGAUGGGGGAGCUCUUCAUGGCACUUACAUGGAUGGAGAACUAAAUGGGCCAGCCCAGGAAUAUGAUGCUGAUGGACGACUGAUGUUUAAAGGGCAAUACAAGGAUAAUAUUCGGCAUGGUAUUUGUUGGAUAUACUACUCAGAUGGUGGGAAUCUGGUUGGAGACGUCAAUGACGAAGGAGAGAUGACUGGAGAGAAGAUAGCCUACUUGUACCCUGAUGGGAAGACGGCCUAUUAUGGGCACUUCAUAGAUGGUGAAAUGUUAGAAGCAAAGUUGGCAACCCUUUUAUCCGUAGAAGAGGGAAAGCCACAGUUUGAAGUUGUGCCUGGCAGCCCAGUUUACAGUUUUGAUAAAUCUACUUCAUCCUGCAUCUCUACAAAUGCACUUCGUCCUGAUCCUUAUGAAUCAGAGAGGGUAUAUGUGGAUGCAUCUUUAAUUUCUUGUGCUGGAGAAGGGUUGUUUAGUAAAAUAGCAGCUGAAGCUGGCACAGUUAUGUCCUUUUACAAUGGAGUACGGAUUACGCACCAGGAGGUGGACAACAGGGACUGGGCUUUGAAUGGAAAUACAAUAUCCCUAGAUAAUGAAACAGUCAUAGAUGUACCAGAACCCUACAACCAUGAAGCCAAAUAUUGUGCCUCAUUAGGGCACAAGGCAAACCACUCUUUUACACCUAACUGUCAUUACGAAUCGUAUGUUCAUCCUCGUUUUGGGCUGAUUAAAUGUAUUCGCACUAUUAGGGCUGUUGAAAAAGAUGAAGAAUUAACAGUGGCUUAUGGCUACGAUCACAAUCCCUCUGGACAGAAUGGGCCGGAAGCACCAGAAUGGUACCGGGUGGAACUGAAGGCUUUCCAGGCUGCCCAAGAAAAGUGAAA
Messenger RNA from Euleptes europaea (tarantolino), 1103 nucleotides. It is a transcript of the gene SETD7, whose product is annotated as SET domain containing 7, histone lysine methyltransferase. The coding region runs from base 1 to 1101 and encodes 366 amino acids. Gene Ontology annotation, biological process: regulation of DNA-templated transcription. The transcript has 8 exons. The record is from RefSeq and is a predicted model, not a curated record. Lineage: Eukaryota; Metazoa; Chordata; Lepidosauria; Squamata; Sphaerodactylidae. Gene Ontology annotation, cellular component: chromosome. Gene Ontology annotation, molecular function: protein binding; histone H3K4 monomethyltransferase activity.